CAUCUUGUUUCGUUAAAACAUUACAAAAAAAUGGCCGCGGUCAAUGUUCAUUUGGGCAGAUAACACACUACGUACUCAUUGAGGAAAAUCUCGCCCAAAAAAUUUUUACUAAACUACCUGUGUGACAAUGUAUUCUUCUAAUGACGAUCAAAGUGCAUAUUUUUCGAAUAUUCAUUUGUAUAUAAUUAUUUUAUCUGUUCAUAUGUAAUUUCAUAUUCAGGGUAGUGGACCACUAGCUGAUUUACUAGCAAAAUUUCUUAGACGAAAUCCCAUAAAAGAGAGUUGUGGUAUUUCUGGCAAAAGGCUCAUAAAUGAUAUGGAAUAUCAACCGGAAGAUGAUGACUAUUUGAAGAAUGGUGAAAUUGAAAAUUUUGGUCCUGAAGUGUAAGUC
This is a messenger RNA of Didymodactylos carnosus, 391 nucleotides long. The record is from the annotation of a GenBank genome assembly. Lineage: Eukaryota; Metazoa; Rotifera; Eurotatoria; Philodinida; Philodinidae.